Messenger RNA from Adineta steineri, 837 nucleotides. Lineage: Eukaryota; Metazoa; Rotifera; Eurotatoria; Adinetida; Adinetidae. The record is from the annotation of a GenBank genome assembly.
AUGUCUGAUACAGAAUAUCUUUCAACGAAUUUAAUCCAACGACUUCAAUGCGCAGAAAAAUCUAUUAAAUUUCUUCAACAUGAACAUGCAUCAACAUUAGCUGAUCUUCAUAAAGAACUCGCGAAAUGGCAACAGAAAUAUAGUGAUCUUACAACUCAAUUAACAUUUAAUAAUCCUGCUGAUAAUAAUAAACUUCAAGAAAUAAUUAAACAACUUAAAAAUGAUUUAUAUCAAAGUAGAAAUAAAAUUGAAAAUCUAAAUAAAAUUUUAGAAGAAAAAGAAAAAAAUGUUAAUGAUUAUAAAAAUCGUCUUAAAUCAAGUGAACAAAAAUAUGCAUUAGAAUUACAUAAACAACAAAAUCUUAAAUAUGAAAUAAAACAGCGUUCAACAUCAAUUACACAUUUAACGAAACAAUUAUUUCAUGAAAAACAACAACAACCAAAUGUAUGUAAUCAUAUUUGUCUUGGACAUAUUAUUUUACCUAACAAACCAAGAAGAUUUAAAAAUCUUGAUGAACAACGACAACAACAACAAUAUUUAUCAUCGGAUUCACGUUCAUCAAAACGUUCAUCAUCUGUUAAUAAUCGAAUAAGUACAGAACAAAAUAGAACAAAAGUUUUAUCUCUCGGACGACGUCCAUCUAGAUUGCAACCACUUUUAUCGAAUAAUAAUGAACAAUUAGUUUCAAAAUCUCAACGUCAAUUAUUAAACAAUCAUAUAGAUUCAAAUAAAAUCGUAUCAUCACAAUCAACAGUUAAAUUUUCAACUAUUCUACCACCUAUUAACAAUAAAAAAAUGCCACUUAAAGCAACACUUUCAUGUGAAAGUGAAGCCUGA